Messenger RNA from Cryptococcus deneoformans JEC21, 5928 nucleotides. RefSeq lists its product as hypothetical. NCBI's taxonomy places the organism in Eukaryota, Fungi, Basidiomycota, Tremellomycetes, Tremellales, Cryptococcaceae. The transcript has 10 exons. Gene Ontology annotation, molecular function: zinc ion binding; ubiquitin protein ligase activity; ribosomal large subunit binding. Gene Ontology annotation, biological process: rescue of stalled cytosolic ribosome; ribosome-associated ubiquitin-dependent protein catabolic process. Gene Ontology annotation, cellular component: RQC complex; cytosol. Bases 211 to 5745 code for a protein of 1844 amino acids. The record is from RefSeq and is a predicted model, not a curated record.
CAUGGAUUACGUCACGACUUCUUCUCAAGUCAAUGACGGAGCUGAGUUGAAAAGUAAUGAAUGAUUAUAACCACAAACGGUAUUCAUGAUACAUCCGUUCGAUUACGUCGUUGCUGUUAUUAGCUAGUAAUAGUCAUCAUCCAUUGAUCCCAAGCUUAUUAUUGCUUGGUCAUCAAUAAUCAGCCGCCCCGCCGAACUACCAGCACGAAUAUGCCCAAAGCAAACAAAUCCUCGGCUUCAGCGGGGACUCGUAAGAAGCAUGCCGCCAAGAAGACUCACAGAGAGCACGAUGACGAUUCUGAUCAUCAACCAGAGUCGGGAACACCUCAACCUUCGAGAAAACAGCGAGGGGAGAAAAAGCUCUCCAAGGCGCAAAAGAGAGCGAUGCCGAAAGUGAAGCAAUACAUCCCUCCACCAAAACCCCCUGCACCUCCCAUUCUGGAUCCUCUCGACGGACAGGGCCUUGCGAGAACUUUGCCGGCGGAUUUGGUCGUCGUACUGAGACGAUUAGGAAAGAAGGACGCUGUUACAAGGCGCAAAGGUCUUGAGGAAUUUAGGGAUGGCUGGGUGAAAUACAUUCUGAAGGAGAAACCAACUGAAGAGGAAGAAACUGAACGAGAAGUGAAGGAGAUUGCACUUCUAGCAGCUAUACCUGUCUGGCUACAUAACCUCUCAGGUCUUUUACAGUCCCCUUUCCACAGAGCUAUUGCUCUCCUUAUUCAUACAGAUCUUCUUUCUGUGCCUGCCCUUCGGGCUUCAAUUUUGGAAAGCCUAAAUUUGGGCCUGUUACCUGGUACCCAAAACCGUGAUGUUCUUGGGUCUUGGAUGAUAGCUGCUUUAGAAGAAGGUCGAAGGGCAGGUGGACUAGGGCUCAGGGGAUGGGAAUCGUCUAUCCUCUGGAAGGCGAGCGGUGAAGAGGUUGGCGGUGAUACAGACAUUCGCAUUGAUCUCAAAGAACACCUUUCCACUUUAAUCGAGUACCUUACUCUAUCUACCCUGAACCCUUCGAUCCUACACGAGGACAUCCAUCCAAUACCUGUAGCAGCUACCCCGGUGUCUUCUAUUCCUUUGGGCAAAAAAGGUACUAACAAGCAAGGGAAAUCAAAAACAUCUUCUGCCCCACCGUCUCGACAGACUGAAACACCUGUACCACCUCCGGAGGAUCAUGAAAUUCUUGAAGAAAGGAUGACAAGGUAUCGAGUGGGCGGACUUAUAGGUCUUUCAUGGCUCCUGCAACAACUACCUCAAGUGGGAUUGACAUCCUUGCCUGAAGAUUUGGUCACUUUGCUACGUCAUCCUGCAUUAUGGCUUUCCUUGUCUUCAGAACAGGUUGAUACAGUAAAUUCACCUGGGUCCUUGGGCACUGCUCAGCCUCCUGUUAGAAAGGCAGGUUAUGGGCUCCUCGAUGUGCUUGUAAACUCUUACGAAAGUAUUGUGGCUGAGCCCGAGAUGCUCAAAAUGGUGUCAAACGCUGUCUUGAGUAGCUGUUGGAGAGAAAAAGAGGCAGUGGUAUGGGAAUCUGCAGGGUCCGCUAUUGCCAAGUUUAUCCGCAAAUGGCCAGAAUGCUGGACACUUACCACAGAGUCUGCUGCAGACCAUCGUGAUGGGCGCAAUGAUGGGCGCAAUGAUGGGGAAGAGGAGGUCGACAGUGAAGACGAGAAUGUUCAAAACGCCGAUGACGAAGAUGGCGCGAAUCCGGCCACUCUCCUUCAGCUUUCUUCACCAUACUACUCUGAUUUCUUGGACUUCACAUCCACUAUUUGCCCUUAUAUUCCUCAUAUCACUUACCCCAUAAUUCUUGUUGUUCUCUCCACCCUUCCGCCCUCCUUAUUGCUGCUUGUUGGGCCAUCCCUUCAGCUCCAGACGUUAUUCUCUCAUCUUUGGGCCCCCCUGGAUUCUCGCUUACUUUCCACGCAUUGUCUGCCAGGUCAAAAGUCUGCAUUCCAAGUGUUUUUCCAGGCUAUAUUGGAGUGUACCAUAUUCCUCAUUGGCAAGUCAUGGAAAGAGAAGGACGGAAAAGAGGCUGCAAUGUGGUUGGUGAAGGAGCAGCUAGGCAACAGAGCAUGGAAAGAGGGCGUUCUGCUUAUGGGCGGAAGGGCUGGUGGAAGGCAUGUCCCUCGAGGAUGUACCGAAGAGAGUGAAGCUUCUGCAUUUGGCAGCACUCUUGGCCGUCUGGCAUCUAUUGAUCAACUACUCUUAGACCAAAUCCGGGUCGUGCUUACCCAGACGCUAUCUGAUGCUUGUUUCCCGCAAGAGAACCCGGAGAGCGGUCCUAUGGAGGUAAGUAUUUUACCGAGAAGCUUGAGUAUACUCUCUGCUAUAAGAGACGCGAUUGCUGCUAGUCAAGUGAUCGGCCUAGUGGAUCAAUUAAUGGAGGAUUUGAUCGAAAAAUUAUCUGAAGUGUUUGUGGGCUCUUCAAAGAGCGACAAUCCCUCCCAUGCAAUCAUGGCGGAGACAUUAGUAGAUGCUCUGAAGAACCAUCACCAUUUGGUGCACAGCGACACAAUAGAGAAACUUUUGGGCCAAGUCAAAGAUUCGUCCCACGAGCUACUCAUAAUCCUGCACCCACCUUUGUUCAUUGCUUAUCUAGACAGCCUCUGCUCCAAGUUGCCGUCUGCCGAGCGACAUGUUUGCCAACAAGCUCUUUCUACCGUGCUGCAGUCUUCCGAAAUAGACUCUUCGCAGCGCUUCACAGUUGCCAAUGCUGUGUUGAUUCUUGACCAUACCCAACUUCUACAAUCGGGCUCACUGGAUCAAAUUGUUAAAGAAGCCACGCAUGACGCUCUAGCAGGCGGAUCACCUAUUGCCAUCCCCGUGGUCACCGCAUCUCUCAAAUCCCUUUGCUACCUAUCAAAAUCUACCCUGGAUGAGGUGUUAUCUGUUACCUGCAGCGUCAUUCGUGAAUCAACCAAAAAGCUUCUGACCACCGAUUUCGUUGAGCUUGGUGUUCCGCAGGCGGCCUUCGAGAUCUUUGCUGCCUAUGCCACAAACCAUCUUCAGGAAGUCAUCGAAUCGGAGCAUUUGAUUUCGGGUCUGGUCGGCGUUCAUCAUGUCCUAUUCGUUUUACCUAGAUUACCUGGUCACAUUGCCUCAGCCGAGUCAAAGGCUAGCGGCCUGCUCAGUUUAUGGUCCAAGCUGGGUGAACUGGUUGUGGAAUACCAGGAGAAGGUCCUCCAAAGAGUGUACAGUGCCUUAAAAGGAGAAAUGGGUGAUGUAGAAGUCAGGGUGGACCCUGAGGUGCUCAUCGACGUGGCUCUUGCAACAACCCUCGGGUCCCACUCUGCUCCUUCCCUCCAAGCGCUUGUCCUGGCGUUGCUUCCCGAAGUGAUCAGUAUCAUUCAGGAUCUCGCUCCUCAUACAUCCCAACCUCCCCAUCCGUCUCUGCCUAUCGUGGACCCACUUAUACCGUUUGUCCCCCAUGGUGACGAUGACCUUGACUCUAUUCAACCAGAGUUUGAUAGCCUUGGUCGAGCUCAGACAGCCAGAUACGCCGAGGCGGCGGUAGCUCUACUCCGAGCAGACAGAAGCCUUGUUAAGGAUGAACCUGCUUUAUUGCAAAUGAUUUUAGCUGUCAGUCGACUAGCACAGGAUGCUCUGACUGUUCCCGGAGCAUCCAGAGGGCUGUUUUCGAAAGAGACACCUUCCACCCGCCUAGCUGAUCUGGUUCGAGAAGUAGAAGGGGCCGUUUCUUUCGCUCUUGGAUAUGUGGACGAGGUUGAGCCCUCUUGGCACCAUGCCACCAUUCAUGCUCUCAAAUCUGGAUCUGUGCCACAUGAUUCCGACUUGUUACAAAGCUUAAUGGUUGCGCUGCAGAAAGAAGUGACUGCAAAUGGUAACGACGUGGAUGCCAGGUCAUUUAGGGAUGUGCUUUACAAGCACAUGAGACAAAUAGGAGCGGGUGUCCAAGAAGGGGAGGCAUGGCUAAACUAUGCCAUGAGUCUGGUUGACAGAUCACCACAGCUCAGUCUCGCCAUAAUAACUGCCAUCAAACCUCUCAUGCUUGACACACAGGCUUUUGCCACUGCCCAAACCCGUCUCGCAUCGGCUCUUACAACCAUUCCCCCGUCCAAGUGUCAUACUGCACUGAAUCUGUUGAGGAUCUUCAACGCCUCAGCUCCAGAGGUCGAUUCUACUUCUGUAUUUCUCCCUCAGCAGCGAGCCCUCUUUGUACUUCGCCACGUCGCUGGAUGGCUCACAAGUGAUGAUGUCGACGAGGACAAGUUGCCUGAGGAUAUGGAGUUUAGAGUCUUGGAGCUCGAAGGGUCAGUGGCGCCAAUCGUGCAAGACGUGGGUGGCGCACACUGGGAUGGGAUCUUUGACUUGGUUGAAAACGGCUUAGAGAAUUCGGGAAUGGACGACUCCUCUUCGCUCUGUUUGCUUUACCAUAGCUUGUCCGUCCUUCAGCAGAUCAGGGAUCUCUGUCAGACCAACAAGUCUUUGAGAGCUUCUUGGACAAGUAAAACGAAUCAUAUGAAACUUGUCUUGGAUCUAUUCUUGCAAUGUCGCUCAGCGAACUCUGUCCCUCUACAAUUAAUUCAAAAUCUUAUUCUUGACCUCCUGCCUGACGUCCCCGAGCAGGUCAUGAAAGAGGCCAGCUUGACAUCACUUUGUAAUCUGAUAUCCCUUUCGACAUCUUCGGCUAUCCAAACUGCUGCUUAUCGAAUCAUUUCUCAAGUUAUCAGACAUCAAACGGUUGGACUGGUCUUGGAAGUAGAAGCAUCUGUAGCGCAAGCCCAAGAAGGCCAUGCCGAAAGAACCAUUGAGAUGGCAAAGGAGUUGGUGGAUGUUGUUAAAAUUGGAAGUGAAGUAAAUUGGCAUGGCGAGCUUGGUGUAUCCCUAGUCUUGGGACAACUAUUAGCUUGGAUGUCUAUAUUGGAUUAUUUCGAGGAUGCUUCUCGGACUUUACGCUGGGCGUACCUGGAUCAACUAAAUACAUCCAAGCUGAUCACGGACGGCCUCGUUCCAAUGCUCUUCUCCAUCCUUGGAGUAUCUGAAAUGGGGGCCUGGAACUUCCCCGCCAGCCAAUACGCUGUAGAUGAGUUCUUCACGGAGUUCCUUGACCCGGAGUCCUUGCCGGAUCUUUCCCCACUUGCCUCUCAUCUAUUCUACCGAGCACUGGUCACUAUUCCAUCUUCUGUCCGAGCAUAUUACGAAUCUCUUAAGGAUCGCCAGCUAUCUAUGUCCAUGCUCUCAUUCACUGCUCGGCACUACUCUCCGGUAAUCAUUGCGCACGAGUUCUCUGCUUUAAGGGAACCGUCGGCGAUGGCUCAGCUAACUGAAGAAGGCUUGAAUGUGCGGAUAGCGCAAGGUGGUGGUGCAACUAUCGCAGCAGGAGCUGGGUCCGCUGAGGCAAUUGCCAGCUACGUGGUCGAUGAACAGCCAAUGGAAAUUGGCAUCAGAUUACCGGCAGAGUUCCCGCUGAAAGGAGUCGAUGUCAGAGAUCUGCGAAGGGUGGGGGUGCCAGAGAACAAGUGGCGAGGGUGGUUGAUGGGUUUACAGCAAACUAUCACAUCAAGGAAUGGGUUGAUUCUCGAGGCACUUACAAUGUUUAAGAAAAAUGUUUCGCUGCAUUUUGAGGGUGUCGUGGAAUGUGCUAUCUGCUAUUCUAUCAUAUCCCUUACGGACAGGACGCUUCCCACCAAGCCAUGCCGAACGUGCAAGAAUCGAUUCCAUGCGAGCUGUCUCUUCAAAUGGUUCAAUUCGUCUCAUUCGAGCAGCUGUCCUCUUUGUCGAGCUCUGUUCUAAAAGUCAGCUUGGCUUAUAGCAGUGUGUUUCUAUUAAGAUUACAGUGCAUGCAUUCAUAGCAUACGAGGUUUAUGUUUGGCAAUGCGCUGAUGAUGGGCUCUUCUAUAUCACUUUUCAGUCUAGUUUAUUUUUUACUGGUGAAGCACUUCCGUGCAAUUCAUAGCUAUAAUAUGCAGGCCUAUC